Aspergillus brunneoviolaceus CBS 621.78 is the source of this 1481-nucleotide messenger RNA. Its product is annotated as ribonuclease P subunit p30 family protein. The transcript is spliced from 2 exons. The coding region runs from base 111 to 1037 and encodes 308 amino acids. Gene Ontology annotation, cellular component: nucleolar ribonuclease P complex. Gene Ontology annotation, biological process: tRNA processing. NCBI's taxonomy places the organism in Eukaryota, Fungi, Ascomycota, Eurotiomycetes, Eurotiales, Aspergillaceae. The record is from RefSeq and is a predicted model, not a curated record. Gene Ontology annotation, molecular function: RNA binding.
GCUAGGACAGCUCGCAAAAGCACAUUGUAUGGAACUUCGAUCACAACUCGUGUCGUUCGGGGUAAAAGUGAGACUUCGACUCAAACUCAGGGUGCCACUUUGUCGCAAUCAUGUUUUACGAUCUGAAUGUGCCCUAUAGCCCGGGUGAUCCCGAAAUUGUUCAUACUCUGAACUUCCUUGCAGAACUCGGCUACACCACGGUUGCACUGUCGGAAACGAUCAAUGGGAAAUUGCCUCCAAGCCUGACUGCCCCAUCUGCUCCAAAAGAUGCUCCCCGGAAUCUGGUGCUUCUUAGCCGCCUGAAUCUGACCCUCUCUGACCCUGCGCAAAACCAACGACUUGCCAGCCUGACUCAGACCUAUGAUCUUGUCGCUCUCCGCCCAACAAAUGAGAAAGCCCUACUUAACGCGUGCACCAAUCUGGAAUGUGAUAUCAUCUCCCUGGAUUUCUCCGUCCGCCUACCGUUCCAUAUCAAAUUCAAAACGGUUUCCGCGGCUAUCUCGCGUGGGAUUCGCUUCGAGAUCUGUUACGGCCCGGGUGUUACGGGUAGUGGUAUUGAAGCUCGACGUAAUCUAAUUGGCAAUGCUAUGGGUCUGAUACGAGCAACACGUGGCCGAGGUAUCAUCGUUUCAAGUGAAGCGCGGAAGGCUCUGGGCGUGCGGGCUCCUUGGGAUGUGAUCAAUCUUGCCUGCGUCUGGGGCUUGUCGCAUGAACGCGGAAAAGAGGCAGUCUGCGAAGAGGCUAGGAAAGUGACCGCCUUGGCCAAAUUGAAACGAACAAGCUGGCGUGGGAUCGUCGACAUUGUUGAUGGGGGAAGUAACUCAGCUGCCAAAGCCACAGGACCGUCAUCUAAACCGAAGGAAUCUGCGGAGGUCAGAGCCGAUGGAUUGAAAAGAAAAGCAUCGCUUGGCUCUGAGGCAGCAACCGAGGAGACUGAAAAGCCACUAUCAAAACGGGAGAUGAAGCGCAGGGCUAAGAAAGCUCGGCUAGAGGCGUUUGGCGGCGAUAGCAGUGCUAACGGUACACCGGCUACUUGAGCGGGAAAUUUUCCAAGCUUUCUCUUCUUGUUCCCAAAUGCCUGUCGCGCGGGGAUUGACAGACAUCUGUCGAGAGCCCUGCCGUGCCGGAACAUAGAGCCGAGCCGCACGGCCAUCGCUCCGGAAUAGCAGCGCGUCAUGGGUAAUACCUUGUCACAGGGAUUUUCCAAGACCAAACCGCACACUAGCCAAGUGCAGCGAUCUCCUUCGAGUCUCUAGGGACUUGUGUUGAUGGCCGCAAAACCUGCGCUGAGAUAAGCAGUGUGCGGGUGACCGAGGCCUGCCGCCUCCAUUACCCUCUGCCAAGCAUGAAUACCUUUGGUGACGGUGCAGUGAGUCGAUCCGUUCACGGGGACAGUGAUCAACUUCAUGAGACUUGACUGCAAUCAUCGACAUUUCUGUAGACAAUGAGACCAAUGAUGGCCAUUGGAUGGCAUUGUGGAC